This is a messenger RNA of Rhineura floridana, 4616 nucleotides long. RefSeq names its product spermatogenesis associated 25 (gene SPATA25). The transcript has a single exon. The record is from RefSeq and is a predicted model, not a curated record. The coding region runs from base 891 to 1700 and encodes 269 amino acids. NCBI's taxonomy places the organism in Eukaryota, Metazoa, Chordata, Lepidosauria, Squamata, Rhineuridae. Gene Ontology annotation, biological process: spermatogenesis.
CAUCCGUAACGAACAGGCUGGGUUCCAUUUCAGGUCUGCGUACGGAAGGUGCCUGUUAGUCGCACCAGGGAAGAUAAAUGCAGAGCCCCAGACCUGCUCACUUCCAGCCCGUUUGGGUAAAAGGAGUUUGCUGUCUCCCUGCCAAUUGUCCCCCCCCUUCAGAAACAGCAUCACUGGGCAGAAGCAUCUCCCUUCCCACAACCCUUGCAUGUCCUGUACAAGUCACAUUUCACCUGGGAGAGAAACAGACACUCCUCUGCUUCUGGGCACGUAUCCUUUCCUAUUCCUCCCCCUCCAAAUCCGGGGGGGGGGCUCAUUACACUACCCCAAAGAUCAGUGGUUGUUCCCAGUGGCACAAAGGUGGCCACCCUGGGUCCACACACCUCUUCAGCAAGGCCUGACAGCUGGACCCAGUAUGCUUUGUAAACUGCUAAGAGGUUUUCCACAAUCAAGUGGUACAUAAAUCUGUGAAAUUAAAUAAACACAUAAAUAAAUAAAAGGGACAAGACUAGGAGGAAGGCCCCACAUGCAACCUCUCCUAGGUUCUCCUGGGGUGGGGUGGGGAACAGGGAGCCAGUGGAAUGAAAAUCAGAGUGCUUCUAAGCAUCUCCCUCUUGGGAAAGCUGUUUAUGCAGCAUGUGGAGGCAAGAGAAUGCGUGGGCAAUGGAAACAGAUACUGACAGCAUGUAAGGGACUCACACCCUUCAUCUGCUCUGUCCUCAACCUAGCCUGAAAAUCUGCCCCCCCCAUGACUUUGCCACACCUUCUCCGUGCCGUUCCACCUCAAAGGAUGGAGUGUGCUAAUACUCCAUCUCACCCACCUCCCACUAUGGCCUCCCUGCUCUGCUAAGGAGGACAGCUGAAGAAAAUGCCCCAGAACACCCCAGCUGAUGUUCUUCCCCCCCACCUUUUGCACAGGAGAAUCCAGCAGCAGAGAGGUCAAAAUGGCACCAAGCAGCCUGUCAGGCCUCUGCUCUGGGAUACCGAGGGAGACCCCUGCUCCAGUCGGGCUCUCCUCCGCUGUAGGGCUCCUGAGGAGGCAACUGCAAGCCAGACAGGGAGAUCCGCUCCACUUCAGUGCCACCCAGCUGCUCCAGGAGCCAGACGUCAAGCAGCCUUGCGGGGGAGCCUGCCGCUCACCAAGCGCCCCAGGCCAGGGGAUACCAGCAGCAAGGUGGGAGCCACACAGGGGUCUCUCUUGCAGACAGCGUCCCCCUCAGGGACUGGCACAGGAAUGUCCCAGGGAACAUACAGGCGACAGGUGGCGGUGCCUCUUUUCUGCGCCACCGCCCCACUCUCUCAGCCAGCAGCCCAAGGAUUUUGCCCCGGCCAGGUGGGGCUUCUUGCCCAGUGAAGUCUUCCUUAUGUCAGCACAGUUUGGCAAAGACAGAGGGGCACAGCCAGGGCUGCACCUGACCCCCAAUAUCUGCAUCUUGACCUUGGCCAUGAUGAUUGCUGGCAUCCCCACAGUCCCCGUGCCAGGGGUGCGCGAGGAAGACAUGAUUCAUGCUGCUCAGUGUUUCAUGGCAGAGAAACUGGAGCCUGCAGAACUGCAAGGGGAGGCAGCCCACAGGAGGAGGAGGAGGAGAUGGGCUUCAGUGCAGCGCCUGGGGCCGUCCAGCAAGAGGGGGCAGAGGCAGCGGAAGAGGGCAACCCACAGGGGCCUCCUGCCUCUGUUUCUAGAACAGCUGGAGAAGUAAGAGGAGGGGAGAGACGCUCUGCAAGAGACUCAUGAUUCUGGUUUGAAAAGCCUACAUAAAAGUUUGCACAAAUGAAGUGCUGUGCUAGUCUGUCCUUCCAUUUCAGUAACCAGGUUUUUGGCCACAUGCCCUGCCCCCACCCUGACCUCCAAAAGCCUAACUAGAAUUUGCCCCAGACAGAAAAUGGGGUGGUUAUACAGCUAGGCUCCCUGGGACAUAGUGGAAGGUGUAACACAGCGCUCUCUGCUCAUGUCCCAAACUGCAGCGCUUGCCACUUCCUGCAGCCACGGCCCAUCUCCCCUCACGGCGUCUCCCACAGGUCUUGCUGUGUCCUUCCUCCACCACAGUUUCCAGUCUGACACAACACACAACUGGGUGCUUCUGCCAACUCUGGCACUGGCUUGCUGCCUGGCAGAGUACAGGAGGCCAGAACUAGCCAAACUGCUCCUGUGUACACUUGCAGAGGUGCCCCACCCUGUUUCCUCACUAGAGCAAGAAUGAUAAUUAAUGGCUGAUACUGAGAAAUGACAAACAGGAAAGACUCAUUUACUGACAACCUGGGACUUUACCAAAGAAAGCCAUGCUCUUGAUGGGAUAUUUGGGGGGGGGGGGGCUUUUAAUAAUUAAAGGGAAUAGGACAGCAGGAGUGGGGGAGGCCAGGCCAUCUUUGCUGUGCAGAAUUGGGGACACACUGGUGCCUUUGAGCAAUAGUAGUGGAGAGAGGCGAGGGGGGUCGAGCUUCACAGGAUCUCGGGCCAGUGACCAACCACAGUUCAUGUCAGGCAUGCCCCGGCCCUCUUCUGAGUUGUCUGCAGAGUCCCACACAAAAGCACAGGUUUGCGUGUAAAUGCACCAUCUUGGACUGUGCAUCAAUGCUACUCUCACAAAGACACUCAGAUCACAAUGAAACAUUAACCUUAUGUUUCUAACUCUUCUGUGGAGACCACAGCUAGAAGACUGCUUCUGCGGGGAAGAAGCUAGGCAGAAGGGUCUGCUCCCAGGACAAGGACCAGAUGCCCCAGACCUUAAUUAUAACUUCACCUGCACGUAAGGCCCAAUCCAGCUAUCAGCCAGUUCACGAAGGGUGCUGUACCUGCGAUCAAACUCCUCGUGGCUACACUGGCUCAGAAGCCGACUGAUCUCCACAGUUAGAAAUGACACAGCCAGGUACUUAUCUAACAACUCAUCCCAUGAACUCCUCAGGACCUCCAGCAGGCCAUCAGUGCUGGUCUGCCCUGUUUGAGAGACGCCAUGCCCCUUGCGCCACCGCACAGGGAUCCUCUCUGGCUCGACAUCCUUCCCUUUUGAGUUCAGCACAGCCAGGACAUGCCUGCAGGGCAGCUGGAAUGUUUGGCUGAAGUGGCAAGUGCAAUUGUUGAGACCCUUGAGGCGCACAACCUGGGCAUCUUCCAGGAGCUGUAUGUUGACAGUGUCUUCAUUGGUUCCCAUCAAGUAUACAGAACUUUGGACAACUGCAAGUUCAUUCAAGCACAGCCUGGCUGCAGGAUCUGUACAGAUGUCACUCAGUGACUGCUUGAUCUGCUGUUCAGCCUCUUCUAAAGUGAUCUCUAUCUCUUGCUUGCAAGCUGGAUCUUCAGCAGCAACCUCUGCCUUUUGCGUCAGAGGAUUCUGUGGGGCUGUUGGAGGAGGAUCCCGAGGAAGGAGGGGCCUCUGAGAGUUCACAGCAGAUGAGUUAAGUACCAGCAGGUUCUGAACAGAGGAGAUAUUCCCACUGAGCAGGGUGGCUGGGCAUGGCACAGUCUCCAAGGAGCUCUUCAGAACACCCUUCUGGUAAUUCUUUGCUAUGCUGGUGAUACAGGUAUCCAGGGAUGGCCCUAAGCAGUAGACUUGACUUAAGCUGUGCGUAAUCAUCUCCAGAUCUUUAAAAUAUUGACUACAUUCCCCCCAGGUCCGCCAGCGGUGCAACGCCCAGAUCUUUUCAUUGAGCAACCAGUCUUUGUGGAGCUGGGGCAACAAGUUUGGUUUCACAAAGUCACUCAAGAUGGUGUACAUCUUUUUCAAGUUACUCUCGCUGGGGGCGCACAUAGCAUUCCUCAAGGCACUCAGGAUCAGCCUUUCCGUGUGGAAUUCCAGGGAGACCUGGUGGAUCUUGUGCUGCAAAUGUUUGCAUAUAUGGAAGACUGACAGUUGGACAUCUGCAGAGGGGAAUGCUUCUGACAGUGUUGGCAGCCACCGGAAGCGUGGAUCAACAAGGAAGGUCUUGAUCUGCUUCCAUUCAGGAUUGAAGGCCUUGAAGGUGUGGUACAUGUGAGCCAGGCCUUCUGCCGACUCCCUGGUGGGGACUGAAAAGUGAAUCACUUUGGUCAUCUCCCCUUCAAGCUUCAGGAAAGGCUUGUCCACCAUGAACACGUAGAGGGCCUUGCCCCAUGGGUUGUGUGUUCGAUGAAUAAGCACAACCUCCGGGUGAUUUAUGAAGACAUCCCUCAUUAGGAUAGUUUGAAAACUGAUGGACUCCAGCUGGGAGUUUUUGUCCAGCUGGUAAGCCACCAGUGAGCCACAGUCAAAGCUUAGUAGCUCCUUCACAGUGUCAAGGGCCAUCACUCCCCAGGGGCUGGAUGGACUCUCUUCUUGAACCUCUUUCUUGUAGAGCUUUUUCAGUGAUGCUAAUCAGGGAAAGAGUUGGUGUUUCUGCUGCUCUCAUGCAGGUGCUAAGAGCGAUCAAAGCUCAUCUCAGACUGCAGGGCCUAGUGGGAAAGAAAAAUGGUUAAACAAAGACAAUUUUCCCGAUGGGUGCUGCUGUUCUGGUGUGUUAGAUUUUAUCUUCAUUGUUUUUGAUUUUUAAUGCCUACGUAUUGUAUGCCUAUGUUGUACGUCGCCCAGAGUGGCUGGACAGCCAGCCAGAUGGGCGAUUAAUAAAUUCAAUUAAUAAUAAUAAAUAAAAGGAUGCCCAGAAUA